CACAUUACCCCCAACAAAUUUUAGCCAUUACUAAUACAUUAACAUCAAUCUCCUAUUUCUCCCUCAGAAUUUUAUCUCUCAUAACAUCCUUCUUUUUGGCAGAGAAAUUUAUUGUCACCAAAUGGCAGGGCAGUCAAGAAAAUGGAUGAUACUAGUGGCUACAACAUGGAUACAGGCAUUUACAGGGACAAACUUUGAUUUCUCAUCCUACUCUUCCAAUUUAAAAUCUGUUCUUGGGAUAUCACAGGUCCAGCUAAACUACUUGGCUGUGGCAUCUGAUAUGGGAAAGGCUUUUGGGUGGUGUUCUGGGUGGUCUCUUUUGCAUUUUCCUCUGUGGGUUGUCUUGUUCAUGGCUGCCUUCUUGGGGCUCUUUGGCUAUGGUGUUCAAUGGCUUGUCAUUUCCAAGAUCAUCACUUUGCCUUAUGUUCUGGUAUUUCUCCUAUGCUUGACCGCUGGAUGCAGCAUCUGCUGGUUCAACACAGUUUGCUAUGUUCUAUGCAUAAAAAACUUUUCAACAAACAGAGCAUUAGCAUUAUCCCUCACCAUCAGUUUCAAUGGAGUUAGUGCUGCCAUCUAUACCCUCAUUGCAAAUGCAAUAAACCCUCAAAAUGAUACUCUGUACCUCCUCUUAAAUGCAGCUGUCCCUCUUCUUGUGUCUGUUCUGGCACUGCUCCCCAUCCUACGCCAACCACCUUUGCAGCACCUUGCCACUGAUGCUACGAGCUGGGACUCCUCCAUUUUUCUUGUCCUCAACAUUCUAGCCAUUAUCACUGGCCUAUAUCUGCUCCUCUUGGAUUCAUUAUCCUCUGUUUCGUCAACAGCAUGCUUCCUUCUCGGGGGUGCUAUUCUUCUGUUAGUCCUUCCCUUGUGCUUACCAGGUAUUGUGUGUGCAAGAAACUGGGCUAGGCAGACCAUCCAUGCAAGUUUCCAUUCUGAUGGUUCAAGAUUCAAUUUGGUUGACACUGAUGACCUUGAGCUUGUUAAAGGACUCAUCGGAAGUGAAAACUGUAGUGGCUCAAAUGGCAAUUCCUAUAGGGUGAUGGAGAAGGGGGUUUGUCUUACUUGUUUUGGAAGGGUAAUGGAGAAGGAUAGGUUGACUAUGCUUGGCGAAGAGCACUCAGCUCCAGCACUAGUGCGUAGGUGGGAUUUUUGGAUAUAUUACGUUACAUAUUUCUGUGGAGGGACAAUAGGGCUGGUUUACAGCAAUAAUCUAGGACAGAUUGCUGAGUCUCUUGGAUAUUCAGAACUUAGUUCCCUCGUUACCCUCUACUCAUCAUGCUCAUUCUUUGGUCGCUUGCUUUCAGCUGCCCCAGAUUUCCUGCGUGACAAGGUGUACUUUGCAAGGACUGGGUGGUUAGCAGUUGUAAUUGUGCCAACACCAAUUGCCUUCUUCUUGCUUGUUGCAUCAGGCAGUGAGGAAGCAUUGCAAGCUUGUACAGCUCUGGUUGGACUAAGCUCUGGGUUUGUAUUUUCAGCAGCUGUGUCAAUCACAUCUGAGCUAUUUGGGCCAAAUAGUGCUGGGGUCAACCACAACAUCCUCAUCACCAACAUCCCUAUUGGAUCACUCCUCUAUGGUCUUCUUGCAGCUAUUGUGUAUGAUUCCAAUGCAGGAAGUACCAGCUUGUUGGAGACCCAGUUGGGGAAAGAAAUGGUGUGCAUGGGUAGGCAAUGCUACUUGAAGACCUUCAUAGUCUGGGGUUGCAUAUCACUGGUAGGCCUAGUUUCAAGCUUUUUGCUUUUUCUGAGAACCAGACCUGCAUAUGACCAUUUCAAAAGCAGCCGAAACAGGACACAAUCCUCUUAACUGAGAAAUUUGCCCUUUUGACAGUAGGUUCUGAAUUCUAUAUUUAGCUUUGAAAUGUCCACAGAUGGGAUGCCAAAAUGAACUAGAAAAAGAUCAUAGAAGAAAUUACAAGUAAUAAAAGAUAAUGUGGGCACAAGCCAGCUUGUAGUUAGUGAAGUCACUUGGCAUUGUGUCCAAAGAUCAAAGAUCAAAGAUCAAAUCCCACUCACACCUGGAAUGGGAGGGAUUAAGGUAGAGGGAGGGCUACCCCACUUGUGUAGCUCAGUGUGUUGGCCUAAAUACUGUUCUUGGACUGAGAAAAAAGAAAAA
Hevea brasiliensis (rubber tree) is the source of this 2113-nucleotide messenger RNA. Its product is annotated as protein NUCLEAR FUSION DEFECTIVE 4. Bases 122 to 1804 code for a protein of 560 amino acids. The record is from RefSeq and is a predicted model, not a curated record. Gene Ontology annotation, cellular component: membrane. The transcript is spliced from 3 exons. Lineage: Eukaryota; Viridiplantae; Streptophyta; Magnoliopsida; Malpighiales; Euphorbiaceae.